Messenger RNA from Ipomoea triloba (trilobed morning glory), 837 nucleotides. RefSeq names its product precursor of CEP9. Gene Ontology annotation, biological process: root development; nitrate import; regulation of root development. The record is from RefSeq and is a predicted model, not a curated record. Lineage: Eukaryota; Viridiplantae; Streptophyta; Magnoliopsida; Solanales; Convolvulaceae. Gene Ontology annotation, cellular component: extracellular region. The transcript has a single exon. The coding region runs from base 1 to 837 and encodes 278 amino acids. Gene Ontology annotation, molecular function: hormone activity.
AUGGCCUUCAUCAAAAGUAUCUAUGUACUCUGUGUUUCCCUGCUAGCAGUAACUGUUUGUUACAAGGUUCAAUUUACUGCAGGGAGACAACUGAAAGCAUUCAAGGCAAAUGAUCAUGGAAAGGAAGAAACUUUAGCAAAAGUUUUAUCAGUAGAAGAUAGUGCUGGUGUUGAAUCAAAGACACUAAGGGAAGCUUUGGCUGUUGGCCACACCGUUGAGGGAAGCUUUGGUGAUCUAAAAGACACGGUACCAGGUCACAGCCCAGGCAUUGGUCACUCCUUUCAAACCAAAAACAACAUAGUGUUUGAGGGAAGGUCAAAGGAUCGUAAAGUCGUGAUACCAGGUCAUAGCCCAGGUAUUGGCCAUGCCCUAAAGGGAAGUUCAAAUGAUCUCAAAGCUAUUGAGCCAGGUCAUAGCCCAGGUAUUGGCCACGCCCUUAAGGGAAGUUCAAACGAUCUCAAAGCCAUUGAACCAGGUCAUAGCCCCGGUAUUGGCCACGCCCUUAAGGGAAGUUCAAACGAUCUCACAGCCAUUGAACCAGGUCAUAGUCCAGGCAUUGGCCACGCCAUUGAGGAAAGCUUAGAAGCCACAAUGCCCGAUCACAGUCCAGGCAUUGGUCAUUCUUUCCAAAAUAAAAACACCUUUCAGAGAAGUUUUGGUGAUCUCAAAGACACAACACCCGGUCACAGCCCAGGAAUUGGCCAUUCUUUCCAGAACAAAAACACCAUAACUCAUACAUUUCAGAGAAGUUUUGAUGAUCUCAAAGACACAACGCCUGGUCACAGCCCAGGAAUUGGCCAUUCUUCCCAAAACAAAAACACUGGUCCAAAUGAAUAG